Messenger RNA from Ilyonectria robusta, 909 nucleotides. RefSeq lists its product as uncharacterized. Lineage: Eukaryota; Fungi; Ascomycota; Sordariomycetes; Hypocreales; Nectriaceae. Gene Ontology annotation, cellular component: cytosolic large ribosomal subunit; ribosome. The transcript is spliced from 3 exons. Gene Ontology annotation, molecular function: structural constituent of ribosome; 5S rRNA binding. The coding region runs from base 1 to 909 and encodes 302 amino acids. Gene Ontology annotation, biological process: ribosomal large subunit assembly; translation. The record is from RefSeq and is a predicted model, not a curated record.
AUGGUUUUCCACAAGUUGGUGAAGAACAGCGCGUACUACAGCCGCUACCAGACCAAGUACAAGCGCAGACGCCAAGGCAAGACCGAUUACUACGCCCGCAAGCGCCUCAUCACCCAGGCCAAGAACAAGUACAAUGCGCCCAAGUACCGCCUCGUCGUCCGCUUCACCAACCGGGACAUCAUCUGCCAGAUCGUGACCUCUGAGAUCUCUGGCGACAAGGUCUUCGUCUCUGCCUACGCUCACGAGCUCAAGGCCUACGGCAUCGAGCACGGUCUUACCAACUGGGCCGCUGCUUACGCUACCGGUCUCCUUAUCGCCCGCCGUGCCCUGAAGAAGCUCGGUCUCGAUGAGGACUUCGCUGGUGUCGAGGAGGCUGACGGUGAGUUCACUCUCACCGAGGCCGCCGAGACCGAUGAUGGCGAGCGCCGUCCCUUCAAGGCCUUCCUUGAUGUUGGUCUUGCCCGCACCUCCACCGGUGCCCGUGUCUUCGGUGCCAUGAAGGGUGCCUCUGACGGUGGCAUCCUGGUCCCCCACUCCGAGAAGCGAUUCCCCGGUUUCGAUAUGGAGACCAAGGAGCUCGACGCUGAUGUCCUCCGCAACUACAUCUACGGUGGCCACGUCGCUGAGUACAUGGAGACUCUUGCCGACGAUGAUGAGGAGCGCUUCCGCAGCCAGUUCCAGAAGUACGUCGAUGACGACGUUGAGGCUGAUGGUCUUGAGGACCUCUACACCGAGGCCCACAAGGCUAUCCGUGAGGACCCCUUCAAGAAGUACGAGAGCGAGGCUCCCCAGAAGACCAAGGAGGAGUGGAAGGCCAUCUCCAAGACUUUCCGUACCGCCAAGUUGACCAAGGCCGAGAAGGAGGCCCGCGUCCAAGAGCGCAUCCAGGCCCUCCUGGCGGACGAGUAA